AUGUGGAAUUUUUAUAUUUUUGUCUUCUUUUUAUUUUUUGUUGGGUUUGUAGAAAGUGUAAAGGAAAAUGAAGAAGAAGAAGAUAAUCAAAAUAUACCUCUAAUUCCUUCACAAUCUGAAGGAGAAAUAGUAGAAUUGGAAGGAAAUAUUUUUGAAAGAAGUAAUGAAGAAGAAAAUGAGGAGGGUAAAGAAGAAAAUAUAAAAGAGAAAAUUAUAAGAGAAUAUCCGGGAAUCGAAGGAUUUUUGGAAGACCCCAAAAAAUUAAAAAUUUUAAUUAAAAAGAACGGAGAAACGCAGAAUAAAAUUCCAGAAAUUAAAAAUCCUUUUGCAAGCAUUAAUUUAAAAGCUGUCGGCAUGAAACACGCUGAGUUUACUGCUAAUUUAAAUGAUUAUUGUGAAGAGAUGUACAAAUCGACAAAUAAAAAAGAUAUUAAAAAUUCAAAUGAAAUAGAAACAGAAAAGUUUGAAAAGAAAAAAUCUAAAAAAAUUGAAAAAGAAGCUAGAGAAUUUUUAAAUAAAUUAAAAGAUAAAUGGAUAAAAGAAAGUAAGAAAAAUUUUAAAUUAAAAAAUAAAAAGAAAGUAAUUACUACUAAAUUUGGAAAAAAUUUAAAAAUAAAUAAAAAAUUAAAUUUAAAACAAUUAACAAGAAAUGUGAGUAAGGGGAUAGAAAAUAUUAUGAGAAAAUUUUCAAAAAGAAGUAAAACAAAUGAAUAUAAAUUAUUAAAAAAUGAAAUCUAA
Messenger RNA from Meloidogyne enterolobii, 738 nucleotides. The record is from the annotation of a GenBank genome assembly. Lineage: Eukaryota; Metazoa; Nematoda; Chromadorea; Rhabditida; Meloidogynidae.